AUGGCAACGGCUGGACUUAAAACCAUCAUUGCGCUCUCGUUUGUGCUCGCCGUCGGCUUCCUCCUGGUCAUCCUCUCGUGCGCACUCUGGAGGGUGUACUACCCCCUGCUCGUGGUGGCCACGUAUGUGCUCGCGCCGCUGCCCAACUGGAUAGCUGGCCGGUGUGCAAAUCCCGACGACUUUGUCGAGAGCCCGGGAGCAGCCAUUCUCGACGUCGGCCGCUUCUUCACUGGCUUCCUUGUCGUCAUGGGCAUUGCCCUCCCGGUCGUGCUUGCUCACUCGAAUCUCAUUGCGACUGGCGCCAUGGUCAUGUCUGUGAUCGGUGGCCUGCUGAUCUACGGCACCAUCAUCAGCUUCGGCAUGUUCUUCCAGGAGGACCAGGACUUUUAA
Grosmannia clavigera kw1407 is the source of this 390-nucleotide messenger RNA. Its product is annotated as vacuolar protein sorting 55 superfamily. Bases 1 to 390 code for a protein of 129 amino acids. Gene Ontology annotation, biological process: late endosome to vacuole transport via multivesicular body sorting pathway. Lineage: Eukaryota; Fungi; Ascomycota; Sordariomycetes; Ophiostomatales; Ophiostomataceae. The transcript is spliced from 2 exons. Gene Ontology annotation, cellular component: endosome; Vps55/Vps68 complex. The record is from RefSeq and is a predicted model, not a curated record.